Molecule: messenger RNA, 749 nt
Organism: Solanum verrucosum
Lineage: Eukaryota; Viridiplantae; Streptophyta; Magnoliopsida; Solanales; Solanaceae
Exons: 2
Coding region: 29-493 (154 amino acids)
Source: RefSeq, a predicted model, not a curated record
CAAACUCUGAAAAAAAAAAGUGAGAAAAAUGGAAGAUGGUAUUAGUGAUAUUGCAAAUUUUGGAUUUUCCAACUCUGGAGGAGAUCAAGAAUUGAAAGAAGAAAGUCAAGAAAAUGUUGGAGAAAUGAGUAAAGGUGACAAAGAAGGUGGGGUUAUUAAUAAUUUAAUUUCCAAUUUGAUGAGUCCAAGAGCAGGGGAACCUAAAAACAAAGAAAGAAAUGAUCUUUUUGAGGCUUAUGAUAAGGAGAAAAGUAGUGAUGAGAGUAAUGGAGGUGGAGGGAUAAUUAACAAUUUGAUCUCCAACAUUUUUCAUCCAACUGAAAAUUCUGUGGAGAAUCAAGAAGUACAAAAAGGUGAGAUGAAGAAAACAGAGGAAGAAAGUGGGAGUGUUUUGGAUAAUAUUAUGUCUCACUUGCCAACCCCUCUUGCAGAUGAUGCAGUUCCAGCUACAGAUGAGGCUUCAAUCCUCAUUCAUUCCAUUGUUCAUGACUAGUGUAGAAGUUGAUUAAUCAAGUGGGAGUAAUCAAUCCUCAUUCACUCCAGACAGGUGUGUUUUGGUUUGAAGACAAGUUAUGCUGAUUAGUUUUUUCUUAUUGAUUUGUUGUAUUAAUUUGGAUAUUUGAUUUUGAUUACUCAUGUGGAGCUGAUUCAAUCUGACCCAUUACCUCGAGUUCUAAGAGGAACAGUAUAUUUAAUUUGUGGAAUCAGAAUUUUAUUUCCCAAUGAAAUAGAAUUGGAUAUCAACAUUU